Molecule: messenger RNA, 858 nt
Organism: Cladophialophora yegresii CBS 114405
Lineage: Eukaryota; Fungi; Ascomycota; Eurotiomycetes; Chaetothyriales; Herpotrichiellaceae
Exons: 1
Coding region: 1-858 (285 amino acids)
Source: RefSeq, a predicted model, not a curated record
AUGGCGAGCCAACACUCUGAAACCACUGACCACCUCCGAGCUGUCAUUGUCCUUUCCCGCACCAGCUACGCACAAAACCGGGACGAGCAGGAAGCAAACGCCGAGCACAACAAAGGCACAUACGAGUUCAUCAUUCGAAACGUCCAUCGCAAACUGACACAUCACAAAUGUGCUUCUGCCACGUCUGGUGGCCAUGCCUCUGACCCCUCCCCAGCAGCCCCACCCACGAGCUCUCCCUCCUCUGGUGCCGAAACGCAGCAGCUUCCAGUACCGCAUCCCUGUGUGGCGGCCUCGGAAUUCGUAAACGUCAACCUCAGCCACAUUCGACUCGAAUCCAACAUCGAGAACCUCGCCAACCGUGGCCACGAAGAGCUCUUGAACCUCCGCUCCACUCUUGACGCCUACGAAGCCGAACCCAACGCCCCAAAAGCCCACGUCAUCCUCGCAAUCUACGAAAAGAGAGGCCUCGGCUUCAACAUGAUGGGCAUCAAGGACUUCUUCAGCCGAUACAAGCGCCUCACCAUCACGCUGGUCGUCUUUGAAGAAGUGCGAGGUCGAAUCGACUACACCUUUCGCUGCUAUCAUAUGCACAAACUCCUCCGCUCGACAGAUGCGCCACACCUGGACAAGUACUCGGACCUGCUCGAGGAUAUGUGCCUGCUUGCCUUGGAGAGGAAGAACGAUACGGACACGCUGGCGGAGUUGGUGGCGCGGCUUGGUGCCCCUCCUCCCUCGGACCCAUGGCAGAUUGCACGCGACCAGGAGAGGGAAGAUGUCGCUCAGUGGUGGCGUGACUUUCGAUACUUGGUGCAGAACGAGCCUCGUAAUCAGAGUAUCUACAACGAGACUCGCUGGUAG